AUGUCCGUCCCACUAUACAACGAUCACUUGCCUACAACAUUCAUUCGCCAGCGAAACAUUCUCAUUUCAAAGCUACGCAGCCUGGCCCAGGAUCUCAUCGAUCCAACCGAACUCACCGAAAUUCAAAUCUCCACCCACAUAAGCGGUAUAGCAGACGCAUUGAAAGAUCUCGAAGCUACCGCCAACACGAUGAUGACAAAUUCCUCGGACCAGGAACUAUCUAGUGUCGCACGUCUUUCGUACUUCUACGCCAGACGUCACCGUCGUGGCACAGAGACAUUGACUCCGUUUGUGUGGGCCGGUAGGUAUACAAACAACUCCUUGUUCACGCUACUAAACAGAUUCAAUGCAGGUCUGCCGAUUCACACCAUGGCGCUGAGUUUUGAGGAGCAAGCCGAUCUCUGGCAUAUGGGGAGAUCUUUCCCCGAUACUCUUCCUGAGCAUAACUCUUCGCUCAGUACCGAUAUUGGUAGUCUUCAUCGCAACCUUGGUCUUGGAUCUAGGUAG
Messenger RNA from Penicillium brevicompactum, 507 nucleotides. RefSeq lists its product as uncharacterized. Bases 1 to 507 code for a protein of 168 amino acids. The transcript has a single exon. Lineage: Eukaryota; Fungi; Ascomycota; Eurotiomycetes; Eurotiales; Aspergillaceae. The record is from RefSeq and is a predicted model, not a curated record.